UACAGGGAUUAUAUCCCGUUUGGAAAACGGAAGGUCGUUUUGCGCGGUAACUCCGAACUUCCGCUCUCCCGUUUCCGGUGUGGAGUGAGUUUUGUCUUUGACACGGUCAGGCGUGGUCGCGCUCUUCGCCUGGUGUGACCCUCUCGCCAGAGUCUUUUUGGCUGACGAGUGACUAUGCCUAAUAUAAAAAAGUCGACAGGAAAAAGAGGCCCAAGAAAACGGAAACUUGCAGAAGAAUUUCCUCCUGGAGAAGUUUUUACUGACCUUUUAAAGAAAAAAUGGAAGCUUGGUCCAGUUAUAGGCAAAGGUGGUUUUGGCUGUCUGUACCUUGCUGAUGUUAAUUCAUCUGAAUCAGUCACCAGUGAUGCACCCUAUGUUAUAAAAGUGGAGCCCAGGGACAAUGGACCACUUUUCACUGAGUUAAGUUUCUACAUGCGAGCUGCUAAACCUGAACUAAUUAAAAAAUGGAUUUCUUCUCACAAACUGAAAUAUUUAGGCGUACCAAAAUAUUGGGGUUCUGGUUUGCAUCAAAAGAAUGGCAAAAGUUAUAGAUUUAUGGUGAUGGACAGAUUAGGGAAAGAUCUUCAGAAGAUAUUUGAAGAACAAGGAAAGCAGUUUUCACGCAAAACAGUGUUACAGUUGGGAUUGAGAAUACUUAAUGUUUUGGAAUAUAUUCAUGAACAUGAAUAUGUACAUGGAGACAUCAAGGCCUCGAAUCUUCUCCUGGGCCACGACAUUCCAAAUCAGGUGUACUUGGUAGAUUAUGGCCUUGCUUUUCGAUACUCUCCAGAAGGCAAUCACAAGGAUUACAAAGAAAACCCCAAACGAUGUCAUGAUGGAACUCUUGAAUUUACUAGUAUUGAUGCACACAAGGGAGCGACUCCAUCAAGACGCGGUGACUUGGAAAUUUUGGGUUAUUGUAUGAUCUGCUGGCUUAGCGGUAGUCUGCCUUGGGAAGAUAAUCUGAAAAAUCCAGAUUAUGUCAAAGAGUCGAAAAUUAGGUAUACAGAUAACAUUUCAGACUUCAUGUUGAAAUGUUUCACUAAAGAAGACAAGCCGGAUGAAAUAGCCAGGUAUAUGGAAAAAGUGAUGGCUCUGUCCUACACUGAAAAACCACCCUACCAGGAAUUACGAGAAAUAUUUCUUCAAGGUCUGCAAGACAUUGGUCACAAAGAUGAUGGCAUACUGGAUUUUGAAGUUUCAUUGAAUGGCGAUGUUCCAGCAAAGCCUAAGACAAAAAGAAAAUUAGUUGCUGCAUCAGGGACAGCUACUGCUGAGGAGGACAAUGCUGAAAUAGCUGUUGACAGUGUGAAAAAUGCCAAAAAAAGAAAGCCUGCAUCACCGAAGAUUGGAGCCACCAAACCCAAAUUACAGAAGAUGUCACCCAAACCCAAGACAAACUUGAAACCAAGGAAGAGAGUUCAGAAGUUAAAAAGCCCAGAAUGAGUUUCCUACUUGCACUGAGUAGUGGGUUAUUGGUUUUUUUCUUUUGUUUUAAUUUUACCUUAUUACAGUACCAUUUAGCUUUUUCAUCUUUUGUAUAUUUGUUUAAACAAACAUCUAUAGUGCUAGCUUGAAAAAGUUUUUAAAUCUUAUAUGUAGAAUGUACGGUUUAGUAUGAUUUUACAAAAGUUUCAGUGUUUUGGCAUUUCUUUGCACAUUCUUGCAUUCAGCUAUUUUGUAUAAACUUGAAUAAAAAGGAAAUAAUGUCUGUGUA
Notechis scutatus (mainland tiger snake) is the source of this 1717-nucleotide messenger RNA. It is a transcript of the gene VRK1, whose product is annotated as VRK serine/threonine kinase 1. NCBI's taxonomy places the organism in Eukaryota, Metazoa, Chordata, Lepidosauria, Squamata, Elapidae. Gene Ontology annotation, biological process: protein phosphorylation. Gene Ontology annotation, molecular function: ATP binding; protein kinase activity. The record is from RefSeq and is a predicted model, not a curated record.